CUGAAGGGUGAAAUGAAAUGAGCUAGGUUUUCAGUUCCACAAAUCAAACGAGUUUGUUGCAAAGAGAAGCAAAGGGUGAAAGGGAGCGGCACGGAAAGGUAGCAGAGACAAUUUUGAUAAUGGAGGCGGCGGAAGCCAGAGUGUGCGUGACUGGGGCAGGAGGAUAUCUUGGAUCCUGGCUUCUUCAUCUCCUCCUCUCCAAGAACUACACUGUCCAUGGAACCGUCAGAGACCCCUCUGAUGCUAAGUACGGUCACUUGAAGGAACUUCCUAACUCCUCCAAUCUCAAGCUCGUCAAAGCGGAAUUGCUAGAUUACAACUCCAUCUAUUCAGCUGUUGAAGGAUGCAGCGGAGUGUUUCAUGUUGCCAGUCCUGUUCCCUCUGCCUCCGUAUCCAAUCCUGAGGCCGAGGUAAUUGAGCCAGCGGUUGGUGGUACCCUGAAUGUACUCAAAGCAUGUGUUGAAGCAAAGGUGAAGAGGGUUGUUUUUGUUUCAUCUGGAACUGCAGUUUCCAUGAACCCCAGUUGGCCCAAGGAUCAAGUAAUGGAUGAGACUUGUUGGUCUGAUAAGGACUACUGCAGAUCCAUUCAGAACUGGUACCGUCUCUCCAAGACAGAAGCUGAGGGUCGAGCUUUUGAGUUUGCUGAAGCCAAUGGCCUCGACUUGGUAAGUGUUUGUCCCACUUUUAUCUUGGGGCCAAUCCUGCAACCUGCUGUGAAUGCAAGUAGUCUUGUUCUCCUUAGGCUUCUCAAAGGGCAUGACUCGACGGGUAACCAGUGUCGAACCAUGGUGGAUGUUCGCGAUGUAGCUGAAGCAUUGCUUCUGGCAUAUGAGAAUGCUGAGACGCUGGGGAGAUACAUAUGUGCAGCUCAUAUGAUAUCAACCCAGGAGAUGGUUGAGAUACUCAAGGGCUUGUAUCCCAACUACAAAUACCCUGAAAGCUUCAACACGGGAGCAGAGAGGGUGGAGCUGAGUUCCCAAAAGUUGCAGAGACUUGGAUGGAGUUACCGUCCAGUGCAAGAAACGCUUGUGGACUCUGUGGAAAGUUACAGAAAGGCUGGAAUCUUGGAUUAAUUUUAAGACGCCACAACGCCAUCUCGACGGCGGCACGCUAGCACUUCUUAGACUUCUUGUGGUAGUUUUCAUUGGUCGAUAUCACUGAAGAUGGUAGCUAUCGUCCCCAAAUGGACAAUUGCAGAUAGAGUUCUCGAAACAGAGUCCAAUGUGAGUAUCUCGUUUGAUGUACCCAGUUUGUACUUUGUAAUAUUGGCUGACUUGUAGUUGUAAUUCCACUUACUAAUAAUCCGACUGCCUUGUAACUUUACUGAACCGCAGUUCGAUUGAACCGCAAUUCGAACAAUAUGAUUGAUUCGAAUGAAUUAUGAAAACUAAAACCUAAAUGUGAUUUCAACUAAUGGUUCGCAUUGUUAAAAAUGAAUUGAUCUACAAAUC
Molecule: messenger RNA, 1451 nt
Organism: Linum trigynum
Lineage: Eukaryota; Viridiplantae; Streptophyta; Magnoliopsida; Malpighiales; Linaceae
Source: the annotation of a GenBank genome assembly